Molecule: messenger RNA, 2855 nt
Organism: Sphaerodactylus townsendi
Lineage: Eukaryota; Metazoa; Chordata; Lepidosauria; Squamata; Sphaerodactylidae
Gene: GPAA1
Product: glycosylphosphatidylinositol anchor attachment 1
Exons: 12
Coding region: 338-2215 (625 amino acids)
Biological process (GO): attachment of GPI anchor to protein
Cellular component (GO): GPI-anchor transamidase complex; membrane
Source: RefSeq, a predicted model, not a curated record
CGGGCACGAGGCGGGGCCUGAGUCUGCUGCCGCCGGGAAGGAAGGCGGGCAGGCCGGACGGGGCGAGGGGGCGGCGCUCCCGCAACCCCCGGGCCUCCCUCGCACGGACAGUGCCCCCCCCCCGCUUUCCAGAAGGCGUGGCCAGGGGCGGGCCUUCCCCGGUAGACUGCGCCUGCGAGCGGAGGCUCUUGCCUGCCGCCGCUUCCCCCCAACCUGGGGGCGGUGGGUGCCGGUUCUGUCAAGCCGCCGCUCCCGCCUGGAGGUUGGCACCCGGGGCAUCCUUCCCCCAGUCCCUUCGCCCCGUCUUUCCGCAGCCCCCCUCCCCUCUUGAGCCGCCAUGGGGCUGCUGUCGGACCCCUACCGCCGCCGCGCCCUCGCCCGCCUCCUGCUGCGCCUGAACACGCCGCUCUGCCUGGCGAGCUUCCUGGUGGGGCUGGGCUGGUUCGCGGGUCUGGCCUUCCAGCCCUUCACGCUGCGCGCCUACAUGUCCGAGAACGCCAUGGGCUCCACCAUGGUCGAGGAGCGCUUCGCCGCCGGGGACCGCGCCCUCUCCUACGCCCGCGAGUUCGCCGCCCACAAGAGGAAGGCCCGGGGCAUGCCAGUGGCCUGGCUGGAGAAGACCAUGUGGAACCUGGGCCUGGAGGUGUACAAGCAGAGCUUCUCCCGCACGCUGCCCUUCCCUGAUGAGCUGCGAGAGAGAUAUAUGGUGAAAGGGACCAAUGUCUACGGGAUCCUGAGGGCCCCCCGGGCGGCCAGUACGGAAUCCCUGGUGCUGAGUGUCCCCUGCAGUGCGGGCCAAGAGAACAACCAGGCAGUCGGGCUGAUGCUGGCUCUGGCGUCCUACUUCCGAGGCUGCCCCUCUGCCCCAGGUCAGAUCUACUGGGCCAAGGACAUCAUCUUCCUGGUGAACGAGCAUGACCUCGUCGGCAUGCAGGCCUGGCUGGAGGCUUAUCACGACGUCAAUGUCACAGCAGUCCAGUCGUCCGGAAUGCUGGGCCGGGCCGGAGCCAUCCAGGCCGCCCUCUCCUUGGAGCUCAGCAGCGACGUCAUCACCAGCUUCGACGUGGCCGUGGAGGGCCUGAACGGGCAGCUGCCCAACCUGGACCUGGUCAACCUCUUCUACGCCUUCUGCCAAAAGAGCAACCUGCUCUGCACCAUCCAGGGCAAGCUGCAGCGCUCCGACUGGGACUCUGUUCCGGCGUACCUCCACUCCCUGCAGACGCUGCUGCUGAUGGUGCUGAAGCAGGGGUCCGGGCGGCCGCAGGGCGACCACGGCCUCUUCCUGCGGUACCACAUCGAGGCCAUCACGGUGCGGGGCAUCAACAGCUUCCGCCAGUACAAGUAUGACAUGGUCAGCGUGGGCAAGACGCUGGAGGGAAUGUUCCGGAAGCUGAACAACCUGCUGGAACGCCUGCACCAGUCCUACUUCUUCUACCUGCUCCCCUCGCUCUCCCGCUUCGUCUCCAUCGGGGUUUACAUGCCGGCCUUCGGCUUCCUCAUCCUCAUCCUCGUCCUAAAGGCUCUGGAUCUGUGGAUGAAGCUGAGCGGUUGUGACGUGGAGCCUGCUGACCAGUCGUGUGAUGGAGGCCCCGUGGCGGCAGAGGUGCCCAGACCAAGCCUGCUCGCGCUGGUGCCACCGCUGCUCAUCUGCCACGCCACGGGGCUUGCCCUGUACUUCGUGCCCAUCCUGGGACAGCACAUGGCCACGCACCACUUCCCCGUGUCCGAGUCGGAGGCCGUGGUGCUCACCGUCAUCGCCAUCUACGUGGCGGGGCUGGCGCUGCCCCACAACACGCACAGGGUCCUGGCAGGCUCCGGAAGCGACCGCGGCUGGAUGAUGCUGAAGCUGCUCGCCCUCCUCUUGCUGGCCAUGCAGCUGGGGUGCAUCGCCCUCAUCAACUUCUCCCUGGGCUUCCUGCUGGCCAUCACCAUGGUGCCCGUGGCCGCCGUUGUCCAGCCCACAGGGCCCAAGUCCCUGCAGGCCGUGCUGCUGGUGUUGGUCACGCCGGCUGCCACGCUGCUCUUCUCCAUCUUCCUGUACCACGAGCUCAUUGAGUACCCCAUCACGGUGCUGGAGUGCUGGCAGCGGUUCCUGCAGGCCAUUGCGGAGGGGCUCCUGGACCACCACCUCUACGGCUCCAUCGUCUUCCCCUUCGUGGCUUUCUUCGUCUACCCCUGCUGGCUCCUGCUGUGGAACGUGCUCUUCUGGAAGUAGCUCUGUGCUUGGGACUGGCUCUCCUCCCCCCAGGACGAACCGGGGGCAGGGCACCCUCUGCUGAAGCGGAGGCCCGUGGGCCAUCGCGGAAUCUGCAAGGCAACACGUCGUGGGCAGAGGGAAGCCGGCACGCCUCCUGGAGCCUCUCGGUGCUUGACCCAGAGGGUUCGGGGGCUGGGACGUCAGGGGCCAGUAUCAGAAGGCGAGGCUUGACUGGUGGUUGUGGGCUUUCCGGGUUGUGUGGCCGUGGUCCGGUAGAUCUUGUUCAUCUGUGGCUGUGCAGGCGAAACAUUGGGAACAAGAUCUACCAGACCUCGGCCCCACAGCCCGGAAAGCCCACAACAACCAAUUGAGUCCAGCUGUGAAAGCCUUCAACAAUGGACGGCUUGGCCUUUGCAGAGGGGGCAGGACAGCCUCUGCUCCAAUUGGGGGGGUAAGUGUUGUGCCCCCACCAGCCUGCAGCCCAGAGUCUUCCUCCUGAGGUGAGGGGGCUGUCCUGGUGGUCUCUGCUGGUCCCAGGUGCUAUCGGGUGGGGGUGGGCUUCAUCAGACCCCCAGCAGAUGAGGGUAUGGGAUGGCUGGGUGCGGAGUAAGGGGUGGUGUGGCUUUUGAUAUGAAAAUAAAGAGUGGUGGCUCUGAGA